Molecule: messenger RNA, 1254 nt
Organism: Microdochium trichocladiopsis
Lineage: Eukaryota; Fungi; Ascomycota; Sordariomycetes; Xylariales; Microdochiaceae
Product: heterokaryon incompatibility protein-domain-containing protein
Exons: 2
Coding region: 1-1254 (417 amino acids)
Source: RefSeq, a predicted model, not a curated record
AUGCGUCUGCUGUCAUUCGACGACCACCAUAAUCUCCUCUGGACCUGGUUUCCUGACAACAAGGUUCCGCCAUAUGCCAUCCUGUCACACACAUGGGGCGACGAAGAAGUCACCUUUGCCGACCUCAUCAGUGGCCGGGCACACCACCGACUCGGGUACAAGAAGAUUGUGUUCUGCGGCGAGCAGGCGGCGGCGCACGACGCGUUGGAGUACUUCUGGGUCGACAGCUGCUGUAUCGACAAGGAGAGCAGCGCGGAGCUCUCCGAGGCCAUCAUCUCCAUGUUCAGGUGGUACGAGCGCGCGGCCAAGUGCUACGUGUAUCUGAGCGAUGUAAGCGCUUCUUCUUCCGAUCGGCGCCGCAUCCCAGACACGGAUCAUCCUCCUCAUCAUGAUGACACGGACUGGUGGAUCGCGCCGUUUCGCGAGAGCCGAUGGUUCGACCGGGGCUGGACACUGCAGGAGCUUCUCGCGCCCAGACACGUCGAGUUCUUCUCGGCCGAACGCCAGCGACUCGGGGACAAGGACUCGCUCGCCCUGCUCAUACACGACAUCACAAAGAUACCCCUGACGGUGCUGCGCGGGCAGCAGGCGCUGGAGACCAUCAGCAUCGAGGAGCGCAGGAAGUGGACCGUGGGACGCGAGACGACCAAGCCCGAGGACCUCGCCUACUGCCAGCUCGGCAUCUUCGGCGUGUGGAUGGUGGCGGCGUACGGGGAGGGCGAGGACAGCGCGCGCCGGCGGCUCGACGAGGAGAUCGACAAACUUCCUUAUACUGAGCGCGAGGCUCGACUGCAUUCAUCAUUCGCAACGGCAGUAAGCGACCAUUAUUACACCAUUCAAGAAAACGACGACUAUGCCCUCGAAGCGGGGUACCGAUUUGAGCGCGUGGAAUGCUUCGUCUGGAGCAGGCGAGAGCCAGGAACCGUUCCGGUGUAUCAGUAUCUCGGCACGCACAAUGGCGACCAUUUCUACACGCGGGACGCAGACGAGGGGCACAGAGCCAGAGUGCUAGGCUACGUUUUCGAAAAGGUUGCUUUCUAUACCUGUCCGGUAGGGGUUACAAGAGCAGGGUCUGAAAUGCGCUCGCUGGGUAGAUUUCUCGACACGGUGCACGGCGAGCACUUUUAUACCGCUGAAGAGCAAGAACAAAGAGCAGUAACAGAAGCAAGUUUCCAGGAAGAAGAACAUAUCGGAUUCGUCUUCCCUGGGGAGACUGAGCAAACUGUACCAUUAUAUCGUUGGUAUAAGUCAUGA